UUUAUCUUUUUAAAAUAUGUUUAUAGCUAGUUUAUAGCCUGGUACUGUAACCACUCUAAUAACCAAAGCUAUACUAUUGAACUUGCUCCAAACUGCGGUUGCCAAAUCCAGACGGAAUCAUGGGGAUGAGGGUAUGUGGAUCCAAGAAUUUCUUGGCCGAGCCGAUCUGGAGGUAGUUGCGGCUAGGUCUUGCGCAACUGGAGGCGAAGGGGAUCUGCUCCAUAUGGUUGUGGAUCAUCUCAUCUGGAUGAGCAAUAUUGCAAAAGCGACAACAACUUGGGUCUUAGCCCGUUUGGUAAUGUACCCUUAUCUAUAUAGAAAAAAAAAAAAUCCCUUCUCUGGAAGAAAAGGGGAUUCAUUUUGACUGGAUCAGUGGGAAGCGAUGCGCAUUUUUCUUCAAAUUUUGAGUGAGUGUUCCUACACAAAUUUAUGCUAUGGUUGUUGAAUCUUUUAGCCCAUGUCAACUUGUGUGGGUAGUUGUUCUAAAAAAAAAAAACUUCCGUGGGUAGCCAUUUUUCUAAUCUUGAAGGCUAGGGGGAAGAGAUGUGUACUCCAGUGCAAGGAAAAAGCAUCCACCUUGACUCGCUGCAGAAAAUUCCAUCAUUUCUUUAAUAGUGAAAAAGAAAAAAAAAACAGAACAGAGAUGACCUUGAUUAGCUGCAGGAAACUUCCUUUCAUGAGUCCUCACUCGUUUUCCCAACAACUCCUCUCAUCAUAUAAUAGUUCAUCAGAAUUGUUUCUUGCCACUUCAUACGUUGAUAGUAUUCCUCCUUUCUGAAUCUUUGAUAUUUUUCUAUCUGGAACAAGGAUGCCAAGUUUCACAUCUUCAACAGAUUUGUCUAUUCGCUUUGCAACCACAGAAUCCUCUUCGUACGAUAGCCACAGCUUCUCUGAUGAACCCGGUAAUGUCUCCCACUAAAUACAACUUCUGGAGGACAUCCCUGAAGAUGCACACGAUCCAACAGAUAUCGGCACCUGGAUUCAGAGGGCAGACUUGCAGAUGCUCCAACUGUUUGGGAAAGAAUUGGUGGCAUUGAUUGAUCGAAGCAUUCAAGAAAUCAACCGCGAGCACGGCCAAGCUCGAGGAGCAUCUGAAAUGCGUCGCCUGCUGAAGCUAGCUGUCGUGAUUACCAUGCUGCCAACCUCGCCUGAUCUGUUGCCUGUCAUACUGCGUCUGUACGCGACGCUCGGGACUUUCCCGAUCGACCAGCUAAACGGCAUCACCAAAGAGCUCAGGAAGUGUGUAAGGAAGAUCUUGCGACGGGUAUGUUCACUAUCUCAAACUCAAAGUGGCCUGUACCAUGUAGCGCAGAGAGGUGGCGUUCACAAGAUCACUCUGUACGUGAUGAACUACGUCAAGUUUUUGUGGGAACAUGACAGCGUGAUCAACAAUAUUAUUGCUUAUCAAGCUGAUGGGGAGAGCGAGAACGGUGAGGAAUGGACGCAGGUGGAUUCCUUUGUGCAGCACUUCAUCGGACGCCUCGACGCCUUGCUCGAGAGGAUGGCGAGGCAUGAAUCGAUGAUGGGGCUGGAAUGCAUUUCCUUGCUGAACAAUGCCCAUUUCAUAUUGAACCGGCUUCGCAAGCUAGAGGUGAAGUCUGCACUGCAGCAGGAUUGGAUUCUCAGGUACGAGAACCAGGUCAAGCACCAGAUCACAAGAUACCUUGAGCUCUCAUGGCUACCCGUCAUGUCUUGCUUGGAUGCUCAUACACCGACGCAAGCACUGUUCCCUUGCUUUCAUCUACCCCUGACGACUAGGUUUUACGAGAUGCUGGAGAGCACUUGUGCAGAGCAACAGAACUGGAGAAUUGAGGAUCCGAAACUUCGGAACAAUGUGAGGAAAGCUGUUUCAUCCCAUGUCGUCCAAUGUUAUCAGGCACACUUGCAGAAGAAGGGUAUGAAGCUCCAUAAGUAUAUCCCCCAGGAAAUUGAGAAUAAGCUGAUGGAGUUAUUCGAAGGGUAGACUGCUUGCUGCAAAAGUUAGAUUAUAUAUAGAACCAGAAUCAAACCCCUGUUAAUGCUCACUACAACAGUUUUUGAUUAUUUGUACAAUCAGAACCAGUGUGAAAUUUCUGGUAAUGCACUUUCCUCUUGUGUACUCUUGUAUUCGUGUUCAGGAUGGCGAAAUAUUUUACUAUGUUCUUUC
Messenger RNA from Oryza sativa Japonica Group (Japanese rice), 2146 nucleotides. RefSeq names its product exocyst complex component EXO70A1. The record is from RefSeq and is a predicted model, not a curated record. Lineage: Eukaryota; Viridiplantae; Streptophyta; Magnoliopsida; Poales; Poaceae. Gene Ontology annotation, biological process: exocytosis. Gene Ontology annotation, cellular component: exocyst. Gene Ontology annotation, molecular function: phosphatidylinositol-4,5-bisphosphate binding.